AUGGCUCAGACGUUCUUCUCCAAGCCAGAGUACUUCUUUCAGCCUUCCAGCGUUGGGGAGCUCCAGAAGAUAGUCACCCUUGCUCGUCGCCUUCGCAAGAGGAUAUGUGUGACCGGCUACGGGCACUCACCCUCCGACAUAACUUGCACCUCAUCAUGGCUGAUCAACCUCGACAAAUUGAACCGCAUCCUCGACGUCCAGCUCUCAGGCCUGGUCCGCUUCGAAGCCGGAAUCUCGCUCUGUGACCUCAACCUCAUCGAUGUGCAAUCCGUCGCCGGCUCCAUCGCCACCGGCACACAUGGUUCCUCGCUCUCCCACGGCCUCCUCUCCUCAUCAGUCACCUCCCUCACCCUCCUGCUCGCAAAUUCCCAACUCAUCACCUGCACCCCGGACAAAAACCCGGACCUCUUCCGCGCUGCCCUCGUCUCCCUCGGCUCCCUGGGCAUCAUCGUCGAAAUCACCAUGCAAGUCAUCCCGGACUUCAACAUCGCCUGGACCCAAACCCUGCACCCCCUAUCCUCUAUCAUCGCCAACUGGUCCAAAGAUCUCUGGACCCAACAAGAAUACACCCGCGUCUGGUGGAUGCCCUACUCAUCCCGUGCCGUGAUCUGGUCCGCAUCCCACACCACUGGCCCACUCCGGCCCCCGAACACAACCUUCUACGGCGGCAAGUUCGGUUACUACCUCUACCACAACCUCCUCUACCUCGCCCACUACGCUCCCCCGAUCCUCCCAUGGGUCGAAUGGCUCAUCUUCGGCAUGCAAUACGGCUUCAAGCCGGGCAACUUCUCCAUGUCCGCCGUCGAGCCCGCCCGCAACGGCCUAAAGAUGGACUGUCUUUAUUCGCAAUUCGUCAACGAAUGGGCCCUGCCACUCUCCAAGGGCCCCGAAGCCAUCACUCGCUUGGGCGCGUGGAUCAACGGAGACACCCGCACAGCGAAUAUCCCCUUCAGCGCCAAGAAUCUGUACGUGCACUGCCCGAUCGAAGUACGCGUCUCAAACGCGCAGCCCGCCUCGGAUGUCCUCGCGCGUGCGAACGGGGGUGUCACCCCUUACCUCUCGCCGCUGGCCAGGGAUGAGCCGACGCUGUACCUCAACGCAACUCUAUACCGGCCGUACGGGAAGGAUCCGCCGUGCUGGAAGAGAUACUACGAGGCGUUCGAGUGGCUAAUGCGCGAUCUGGGCGGGAAGCCGCACUGGGCGAAGAACUUCAGUUGGACGACGAAGGAGGAGAUUAGGACGAUGUACGGACGGGAAAUGGAUUACUGGCUCAGAGUGAGGAGAGAAGUAGACCCAGAUGGAAUGUUCCUGGGAGAAUGGCACGUCAGGAAUCUUUGUGUGCUCGAGGAGGACAAGGAAAGUGCUGAGCCGCCGCGAGCGGAGAGGGUACUGCGCACAAGCAAGCUGGGUAAAGGCUACGGUGAUGCAGUCCUCUGGGAAGGGCAAGUCGAGGGCGGCGAUGACACGUCCUCACUGCCUCGGGCCCAGCCCAAGAUCGAAGGCUUGCUCCAAGGGCGGACCAUUGAGACCGGAGUGGCAGCAGUAGGGACGGAGAGCGAGAAUGCGACGCCUAGUCCGCCCAACACAAGUGCCAGCCAGGAGAGCUUUGACUAUAUGGCAAAGGGAGAGGCGAGUGUUUGGACGCCGCGUGAGGGGGACGGUGUUGAUUUGUGA
Molecule: messenger RNA, 1674 nt
Organism: Cyphellophora attinorum
Lineage: Eukaryota; Fungi; Ascomycota; Eurotiomycetes; Chaetothyriales; Cyphellophoraceae
Product: putative D-arabinono-1,4-lactone oxidase
Exons: 2
Coding region: 1-1674 (557 amino acids)
Cellular component (GO): mitochondrion; membrane
Molecular function (GO): FAD binding; D-arabinono-1,4-lactone oxidase activity
Source: RefSeq, a predicted model, not a curated record